UGCCACAGAGAAACAACCGCACGCAUCCACGCACGCACACACCGUGGGCGACACUUCAGAUCGCCUGUUGGGGGUUUAUUGGGAGGGACUGAAGUUCAAGAACAUUUCGCUCCGAUCCUCGCCGUCCUGCUCCUCUUCCACGGUUGUUGUUUUUUUUUUUCAGAGCCGCGGCAGGGAGAGGAGACCACCACAGCUCCAGGUUGUUGCUGAGUUGCGACCAGGCGAGAAGCCCUCGUAGAUUCAACGGGAGACCGAGGAUUUUUGGACAGCUGCUGUGUGAAAGUCUGCGCUUUCCCCGAAGCCCAGAUCAGAAGUGGGGAGGGAUUCCUGUCGCCCUUGACGACGUCAUGGCUGUAAAAUUCAGGACCUUCUGUGGCGUGACAAAGUAUUUCUAAUAGCAGCACCGAGUGAGACCGAGGCUUGUGCGAUGAGCGCAGUUUGCCAGGUGCCCGCGGUGUCCCCUCUGCGCCUGUGAGGAACAACCAUGGCUCUGAUCCUCCUCCCGCUGCUUCUGCAAACGGGGCUCGUUCUGGGAUCAAACUACGGAUACGUGGAGUGGUCGGAUAACGACAGAGACGACAAGCAGCCGCCCGUGUUCAGCACGCAGAGCGUUAACAAGGAGCCGCCCCGCCAACCCACUUUGCACCCGCUACAGCCGACGGAGCGCGCGGUGGUGGCGCACAAAAUAGAGGAGGACCUCCCCAGGGUGGUGACGGCUUUCCUGCACACCGGGGACUCCUCCGCGCUGAGGCAGGUCAACUGCUCCCGCAGGUAUGAGCUGAGCAGCCUGCGCGGCGGCCUCCACGUCGCCUCCCACUACUCCCUGCACAGCGUCCUGGACACGGUGGCGCACGCCACCAACUUCCUCAACAUGAUCCUGCAAACCAACAGGUCCCGCGAGCUGCCCUUCCGCGGGGACAUCCACUGGUACCACGCGCUGGUUCAGAGCAUCCUGGAGGGGGACCCGAAAAUCCACAGGGCGGUGGUGACCCUGCACACCGACGCCCCGACCCCCGGCCCCCACGUUUUCCUCCAGGCGACCAGGACCGAAAACGAGGUGGUGUUGCAGGACCUGUCCGGGUCAGCCCGCCGCCACCUGAAGAACAGAACCCCGGAGUCCGAUUGGUUCCACGACUUCAGGGACGGGAGGAGACCACAGGCGCACAGAGGCGCCCCCGAGGGCUCGGGCUCCAGCAGUGGGAGUUACCUUCUGAACAAGAACCAGAUCAAAUGGUCCGCACCGUACCUGGAGUGUGAACACGGGGCGUUCGUGCCAUACUGGCUGCUCACCUUGUCCGCUGGGUUUUAUGGUCUGAAGAGCAACUCUGCGCCAGAAUUCAGGGGGGUUGUUCGUGUGGACGUGAACCUGCAGGACGUGGACAUUGACCAGUGCUCCAACAGUGGCUGGUUUGCUGGGACUCAUCGCUGUAAUCUCACCAGUAUGGAGUGCACUCCCAUCGAGGGCCACGGAUUUGUCCUGGACAAAUACAAGUGCCAGUGCAGGAAAGGAUUUUACCAUCCGAACCGAGUGGCGCUCAAUGGCUUUAAAAACAGGGAGCAGAGCUCUCACAGAGACGAGACGUCAGACAUGUCCAACAAGUGCUUGCCGUGCAGGGAGGGCUGCCCGUACUGCCAGGACGACACGCCCUGCCUGGCGCAGGAGGACGGGGGUCUGCGGCUCGCCGUGGCCUCCUUCCAGGGUCUGUGCGUGAUGCUGGACCUGGGGAGCAUGCUCGUGGUUUACCACUUCAGGAGAAACAAGAGCAUCCGAACAUCUGGUCUCAUUCUGCUGGAAGCCAUCUUGUUUGGGGCAUUACUGCUGUACUUCCCAGUGAUGAUCCUGUACUUCAACCCCAGUGUGUUCCGAUGCAUCCUCCUGAGGUGGGUCCGUCUCCUGGGCUUCGCCAUCGUGUACGGCACCAUCAUCCUCAAGCUGUACAGGGUGCUGAAGGUGUUCCUGUCCCGCACGGCCCAGAGGACGCCGUACAUGACCAGCUGGCGUGUCCUGCGGCUGCUGGCGGUGAUUCUCCUCAUCGUGCUGUGGUUCCUGGUGGCUUGGACCUCCGCUGUGUGCCAGAGCCCGGCGCUGAGUCAGAGUCUCAUCGUCGUGGGCUUCACCCCCGAGGGACUGCAGUUCAGCAUGUGCCUGCUGGACCGCUGGGACUACAUGAUGGCAGUGGCUGAGUUCCUCUUCCUGCUGUGGGGAGUGUACCUGUGCUACGCCGUCCGCAGCAUCCCCUCGGCCUUCCACGAGCCGCGCUACAUCGCUGCGGCCAUCUACAACGAGCUCCUCAUAUCGGCCAUCUUCCACAUCAUCAGGUUCUCUCUGGCUCCUGGGCUGCACCCUGACUGGAUGCUCACCAUGUUCUUCGCUCACACUCAUCUGACUGUGACUGUGACUCUGGGGCUGCUGCUUGUUCCAAAGUUCCUGAUCAAAGCUACUCAGGCCCGAGACGAUAUUGCCACUGAGGCCUAUGAGGAGGAGCUGGACAUGGGAAGAUCUGGCUCUUAUAUCAACAGCAGCAUCACGUCUGCCUGGAGCGAGCACAGCUUGGACCCAGAGGAUAUACGGGAAGAGCUGAAGAAGCUGUAUGCCCAGCUGGAGGUCCACAAAAGGAAGAAGAUGCUCGCCAACAACCCUCACCUUCAAAAGAAGCGCAACUCAAAGAAGGGCCUGGGUCGCACCCUGAUGAAGCGGAUAACGGAGAUCCCGGAGACCAUGCACCUCCACCGCCAGUGCAGCCGGGACGACGGCAGCGAGCACGGCAGCCUCCGCGGAACACUGAGGAGAAACCAGCUGGAGGCGAGCUUUCAAGGAAAACCUCGAGACGACUCCCUGAAAAACAAGGUCAUGGGGCUGACGAAGUCACUCAGCUUUGACCAUGCCUGUGAGCAGGAUGCAGAAACCACGAGUCAAACAGGAUCGGUUCCAGGAGACAAAAUGACACCAGUCGGAAGCGGUGGAGAGGGAUCUCUCCUAGGUUUCCUCAUUGGUCGCAGACACACCAAGAAGCAGCUGGAACCAGCCGGGACUCUGCCGAGGCUGGAGCCGGCCGAGUCCACCGAGUCGGUUCCGCUCUUCUGGAAGUCGGCCAGCGCUCACAACCUCACUCACGAGAAGAGACCCAUCCACCUGCGGACCUCCAUCAUGCAGAAGUCUCUGAGCGUGAUUACAAAUGCCAAGGAGAAGAUGCCGGGGCUUUCCAACAAGACUCAAAGUGUGGAAGACGCCAGUAAGAGGGGUCAGAAAGGACCGGAGGAGAGAACUCUGUCAGAGGUGGAUGAGACGCCCGAACAUUUCCCCAAAAUGAUCAUUAGCCAGUCGGUGGAGUACUCCAAGACUCCCAUGAAGAUGGGAAUAAUGAAGCAGCAGGUGAGUGGCAGCCAGCCAUCCAUUUGCUCCGAGACAGGAAGGAGCCUUUACGACGUCUCCGAGGUUUGUCCCUGGGAGCUGGAUGAAGCUCAGACUCCCUCUGAGGCAAAGGCCCAGAAGCAUGUGUCCAUUGCUCCUGCAGAGCCCGGCGCGGGCCGGAGAGGGAGCAGCAGCAGCUCGGGAACCGCCAAAGGCAGUCGGUCUCAGCAGAAGGAGAAACCUGGGCAGUCCCCGUCCAACAAACGGCGCUCCAAGGAUAAAGGAGGAGAUAGGGAGGAAGGAAGGGAGGUGAGGAAAUAUCGGCCACCCAAAUCUCCUCUCCCUCUCAAGCCGAACGUGUGCCCCUGGGACUUCGAUGAGCAACCCAUGGUGGGAGGAGAUUCUGACUCCAUCUCCCCCGAGAGGAUCAGGAGGAAGAAAAGCGUCACACCGACUGAUGGGAAACCUAAAGGGCUCCACUCGGACCACUCCAAGUCCACAGGGAGCCUCCUACAGCCCCCGUCCCUGAUGGUGGAAAUCUGCCCGUGGGAAUACGGAGGCCCACCUUCCCCCAAGCAGGAGAAGACGUGCAACAGCCCCACCACGCACAGCAAGAAACGAAAGGGCUCCUCCUCCUCCAAUCACAAAUCCGAGAAGGACCGAGCGAGGGAGAAAAGCAGGGAACGGCGGAGCUCGUCCAGCAAGCCCCCGUCAGAGAGGAGACGGGUCAGCCAGUCGUCGGAGGGCGGGGGGCCGCUUUCGGAGCGGCGGCGGAGCUCGACCAGAGACGCUGAGGUGUUCUCCCGCGACACCGAGUCCUCGCACACACACAGCGGCCUGGCUCAGACUAAAAAAUCCCCUGAGAAGAAGAAAGAGAAGUCUUUGCGCAGUGGUUACAAACCUGCCGUUCUAAGCGCCGCAAAAAGGGUGGAUGUUUGCCCCUGGGACUUCCCAGAGAAGGACUCAGGGGAGAGGGCAUGAUGACUGCUGGGAUUAUUUUGAUCUUUUUGUACUCGCUGACUGAGAGCUCAGAGAACAAAGGGAUGCUAAAAAUAUACCAGUGGUUUCGGUAAAAAGGUUGUUUUUUUUUUCUUCGUGUCAGCCAAGUGAAAGGGGUUUUCGUGCGGCCUUUAUUCCUGCUGUCCAGUUAGACCUAUUUACACAGCUCUGAACGCAACCGUAUCACUUUAAAAAGAGUUAUCUACACACCUGCUUGCACAUCAGUCAGAGUAUGUCUGUUUCAUCACCUGUAAUACAGCUCGAAGACUUGAAGACAAUCGGCCGACUACAGAACCCGCUGAGUUCUCAGCCUGAGCUCACCACAUGUUGGAAACAUAGGGGAAAGACUUCAGGAGAAAGGAGACUAUGGGCUCAGGGGCUCACAGGAGCAAAGCAGCAGACACAGCUGCAAUUCCUUGUCUCUGAGCCAAAUGCAUAAUUGAUGGUAUGACAACAGUCUGUUGGAUCAACCGAUCGUGGGAAUAACAAAGGGUUGCAGCACAGCUAAACGAGGAAUACUGUGUGUUUAAAGCUUCCCCGUUUACAGUGCCUCGCAAAAGUAGUCAUGUCACUAAAACUUAUUCCCGUUUCUGCACGUUACAACCACAAACUGGUGCACUUGUAUCAAGCCCCCUUCUUUUCCAAUAAAUAGAACCCUGUGCCAUUUGCCUUCAGAAGUCAGCGUAUUGCUAUGUAGAGUUGGUAUCUGUCUAAUUCAGCCUCUGUGCGGAUUAAAUACAACAAUUCUGUUAAGGCUUCAAAGAUUUGCUAAUUCAAUUUAUUUCAUUUAUACGAUACAUUUUGACUCAAGGCAAUUUACACAAGACAAACAGAUCCAGUGCCACCACAGAAAUAUACAUCCAACUCAAUCCAGUCAUCCCAACUAACAGUUGAUUGCAUGGCACCAACGUGAUCCCGGUUAUAAAACACUGCAGUCAAAUUUAGUUUAUCAUUCAAUAUGGGGGAUUGCUGAGUGUGCAGCAAUCCCCCAUAUUAAGCAGGCAUGUGGCAAGAGUGGAAAGGAAAACUCCCUUUUGACAGAAAGAACCCUCCUCCAGAUGCAGGCUCAGUGUGGGUUGGCAAUCUGCCACGACUGAGUGGAGACAGAGCAGAGACACACAAACAAACACAGAAGCCCUGAUCCAGGAGCAAAGAGAAAAUCGUGCAUUCUUACAAAACAGAUAUGAUAGCAGCAGCUAUGUGUGUGUCCUCCUGCACUGCCAUGUUUUUGUUGGUUCGGCUGUGGGUUCGUCAGCUACUUAAAUCACAAUACUGCAACGUGAUUGGCCAACACCGUUUCUGGUUCGGACACAAACGGUUGAAGCCGGUUAUGCGGUACGAGAUGAAUUCUCGUGUGUUUGUGAACGCACAAAUACUGCGAGAAUUCAUCUUGCAGGCAAGGUUAGUUCCUGUCUAGCUAGCUGUGUUUUAUGAUCUUCGUAGUCCUGUUAGAUUCUUAUUUUAUGCUGGCCUUUCCUUAGUUUAGUUUCUGUUUUGUUAUUUAUGUUAUUGGUUAUUUCUGUAGUUGUGUUAUCUGUUCUGUCUUUAUUACUUAGAUGCUUUCCCCCAUGUCAGAGCCAUUCUCUCUACCCUGUUAGGGUCUGUUCAUUCCCUGCACCUGCCAGCUCAUUGUCCCUCCUUUCCUUCAGCCUGAUUGCAUCCCCCAGUUCACCUCUGCCUCAUUAUCCACCUGCUGUUUCCCUCCAUCACAUCCCCUUUAAGUUCAGCUCUUUCUGUCAGGCACUUUCUUUAGAUUUGAUCAUACUGGGUUAAACAAAACAUUGUUUGUACAAGGAAAAAGUAAAAAAGAUGAAUGUUCAGAAUGUAAAAUAACAGAAUGUGUAGAGCAUAUAUUACUGCAUUGAUGCGUAUGAAGAAAGGAUAAGAUUAAAACAAAAGACAAGACAGACAGGAAGGGAACGAAAUCUUAAAGGCUUAAUAGGAUCAACAGCUGAUGGGAUAAAGGAAACACAGAAAGCUUGUAGGUGGCGGUAUGCACCUAAAAGUCACGGUUGCAAUCUGCCAUUAAAUAAUAAUAAUAAUAAUAAGAAAAAGAUG
Messenger RNA from Fundulus heteroclitus (mummichog), 6409 nucleotides. RefSeq names its product probable G-protein coupled receptor 158. Gene Ontology annotation, molecular function: G protein-coupled receptor activity. Gene Ontology annotation, cellular component: membrane. The record is from RefSeq and is a predicted model, not a curated record. Bases 485 to 4333 code for a protein of 1282 amino acids. NCBI's taxonomy places the organism in Eukaryota, Metazoa, Chordata, Actinopteri, Cyprinodontiformes, Fundulidae. Gene Ontology annotation, biological process: G protein-coupled receptor signaling pathway. The transcript is spliced from 13 exons.